This is a messenger RNA of Aphanomyces invadans, 866 nucleotides long. RefSeq lists its product as hypothetical. Gene Ontology annotation, molecular function: superoxide dismutase activity; metal ion binding. Bases 22 to 690 code for a protein of 222 amino acids. Gene Ontology annotation, biological process: superoxide metabolic process. The transcript has a single exon. Lineage: Eukaryota; Oomycota; Saprolegniomycetes; Saprolegniales; Verrucalvaceae. The record is from RefSeq and is a predicted model, not a curated record. Gene Ontology annotation, cellular component: mitochondrion.
UUCGAAGAUCGCCAAGUCGCCAUGAACCACAUUGUGAAGGCAGUGCGCCAGUCCACCAAGCAAGCGAGCACGCGCGCGUUCUCGAGCAAGGCCGUGCUGCCCGACUUGCCAUACGACUACAAUGAGUUGGAACCCGUCAUCUCGGCGAAAAUCAUGGAAUUGCACCACAGCAAGCACCACGCUGCGUAUGUCGCCAACUACAAUGCGCUCUCGGAACAGUACGCGGAAGCCCAGGCGAAGAACGACGUUCAAAAGUUGAUUGCUUUGCAACAAGGCAUCAAGUUCAACGGUGGUGGACACGUGAACCACUCGAUCUUCUGGACGAACUUGGCUCCCCCGAAGAAGGGUGGGGGAGGUGAACCCACUGGGGCAUUGAAGUCGGCGAUCGAAAAGGAAUUUGGAUCGUUCGAAGCGUUCAAAACUACGUUCAAUGCCCAAACGGCGGCUGUCCAAGGUAGUGGCUGGGGCUGGUUGGGGUACAACCCUACCCAAAAGCGCGUACAAUUUGCUGCGCUGGCGAACCAAGAUCCGUUGAGCACGGUUGGGCUGAUUCCUCUCUUGGGCGUGGAUGUAUGGGAACAUGCGUACUACUUGGACUACAAGAACGUUCGCCCUGACUACCUCAAGGCGAUUUGGGAAAUCGUCAACUGGAAGAACGUCGAGGAGCGCUUCAACGCAGCUUCCAAGUGAUUGCGGUGCACGUAAAUGAAGUAAUCCACAGUGUUUUGCUCGUUUCACGCAUCUGGAAAGGCCACGAGACGCUCCCCACGACCCUUCCACAUGUAGUAUUCCAGGACCUUUGGAACCAUGGCAAUGCCUGCCGGUUCAAGCUGUUUUGUUAAGCGCAAGCACGAUCUCGAACGAUA